This is a messenger RNA of Misgurnus anguillicaudatus (oriental weatherfish), 3082 nucleotides long. RefSeq names its product vimentin like (gene viml). NCBI's taxonomy places the organism in Eukaryota, Metazoa, Chordata, Actinopteri, Cypriniformes, Cobitidae. The record is from RefSeq and is a predicted model, not a curated record. Gene Ontology annotation, biological process: intermediate filament organization. Gene Ontology annotation, molecular function: structural constituent of cytoskeleton. Gene Ontology annotation, cellular component: intermediate filament; cytoplasm; axon.
UCUAAAGCGACGGUAAUCUUUACAAUCCAUACAAAAAGAAAACCGACAGAUUUUAGAUAUGUCCACAUCUUCAUACAGAAAGCGUUUUGGAGAUGUCACACGCAGCAGCGAGUAUUCCAGCCGCCGGUUCUCGAGACCUGUGCGUGCGUCCCGGGGGCCGUUUGGCGUCUCCGCAGCUCCGGUGAUUUACGCGACCAGGAGCUCCAAGGUCCGUAGCAGCAGAGUGACCCAGGACAACCUAGACUUUAAUCUCUCCGAUGCUUUAAACGCGGAGUUCAAGACGAAUCGCAUGAACGAGAAGACGCAGAUGCAAUCGCUGAACGACCGCUUCGCCAGUUACAUAGAGAAAGUGCGCGUUCUGGAGCAGCAAAAUAAGAUGCUGAGCGCGGAGCUCGAGCUGGUGCGCGGCAACAGGUCAUCGCGCGUCGCCGAUCUAUAUGAGGAAGAGAUGCGCGAACUACGGCGACAGGUGGAUCAGCUGACCACGGAGAAAACACGCGUGGAAGUGACACGAGACAACCUAUAUGAAGAUAUAGAGCGACUCAGAGAGAAACUGCAAGAUGAAAUUCUUCAACGCGAGGAAGCUGAGAACAACACAAGAAGUUUCAGACAGGAUGUGGAUAAUGCGGCUCUUGCUCGCGUAGAUCUGGAAAGAAAGGUGGAAUCACUACUGGAGGAGAUCGCCUUCCUGAGAAAACUUCAUGAAGAAGAGCUGGCCGAGCUGCAGGCACAGAUCCAGGACCAGCAGAUGCACGUGGACAUGGAUUUGGCUAAACCUGACCUAACAGCUGCUCUCAGAGAUGUUAGAUCUCAAUAUGAGAACCUGGCCACCAAAAACAUCCACGAGUCGGAAGAGUGGUACAAAUCAAAGUUUGCUGAUCUGACAGAGGCGGCCAACCGGAAUAAUGAGGCGUUGCGAUUUGCCAAGCAGGAGGCCAAUGAAUAUCGCCGACAGGUGCAGGCGCUCACCUGUGAGGUGGAUGCUCUUAAGGGUGCUAAUGAAUCUCUGGAGCGUCAGAUGAGGGAGAGAGAGGACACCUUUGCAAUGGAGUCGUCUUGUUCACAGGAUAAUAUUGCUUGUCUGGAAGAGGACCUUCAUAACAUAAAGGAUGAGAUGGCGAGACACCUUCAUGAGUAUCAGGAUCUGCUCAACAUCAAGAUGGCCCUGGACAUCGAGAUCGCCACCUACAGGAAACUUCUGGAGGGAGAGGAGAGCAGAAUUGCAACGCCUCUUCCAAACUUCUCCUCCUUAAAUCUGAGAGAAACAGCGAUCGAGCCCAAGCUUUUAACAGAAACUGCAACUACUAAGAAAGUGAUCAUCAAGACCAUUGAGACCAGAGAUGGUCAGCUGAUCAAUGAAUCCACUCAGAACCACGAUGACCUGUGAACAAACGCUUUAUCUUGCACUGCAAUCGAUCAACUGCAGCUCCGUGUGCCUCCAUUUAAUGUGAUGUGACCUGUUUCCAAGUGCCUUUAUCUGCCUAAAUUAACCCAAAAUGUGAUAGCACACAAGCAUUACCUGUAGAAUAAACUGUGAAUCUUUAUUUCUCCGAAAGUACACCCUUAUACAUAAAGAGUGCACAUUAUCUGUAACUAAAUUGAACAUAUUAAAGGAAUAGUCUACUCAUUUUCAAUAUUAAAAUAUGUUAUUACCUUAACUAAGAAUUAGGGGUGUGACGAGAUCUCGUCUUGGACUCGCCUGAAAAGUCCGCUCCCCUUCUCCCUCUCAUAAUGGGAGAGGGAGGGUGUUAAUGCGCCGAGUCGAAGUACUCCCAAAAGUGCUAUUACGCCAUAAAAUAUAGUUCCUCUUUUAAAUCCGCUUAGAAAAGCGCUACGUUUUAUUUUGUACCACCAAACUUGCUUGUAUAACUACUCGUCUUAAAUAGGAAAAACGUUGAUGUGUUUGGUCACUUCUAACUUUAUCUCUAAAUGGUACCAUUGAAUGAAUGGGGCUAAGCUAAAUGCUAUCGAAGCGUCGCAGCGCGCUCCAGCGCUUACGUGCACGCACACAGAUGAUAGAGGGAUGUAUCAACAAUUCUUAGUUAAGGUAAUAACAUAUUUUAAUAUUGAAAAUGAGUAGACUAUUCCUUUAAGCUAUGUACUCCCUUUUAAAGAGUAUCAUCCCAGUGACAGCUUUUGUACCUUUUUCUGAUUUUGUUUAAGUGCCUGAACCUGCUUUUAUUUUUCUUGCAACAUUAGUGAGCCAAACAUAAAACAUAACUUAGAACAACAAAGAUGAGUUGCUUUUUGUAUUUUUUAUUUGUUUAAAACAGGGGCGUAGCCAGAAUUUUAUUUUUGGGGGGUCCUAUCCUAAAAUGAGGGGGCAACUCAUAUAUAUACAAACUAAACAUAAAAAAUUGAUGUUUUUUGACGGGUAUACGUUUUUAAAAUGUAUUUUAAACAGGGUGGUUUUCUUGUCAAAAGUUAAACUACAAAACAGGUAAACCUUUUCUUUAAAUUUCGGUUAUGACAUGGAAAAUAUCUGCAUAGAACCUAAUUUAUGCCUGACACGCUUGUCUUUCUUGUGAUUUUAAUAUUAUGGUCGGUGUUCACUUUGAAAUGAUAGAAAAGAGAUUACUGAAAUAAAUAAUAUAAGAAUCAUCAGUUGUUUCUGUACCUAAAGUGAAUAGAGACGAUCAAAGUCAAAGCAAGCAAGCAGGUAUUUCUGUGCUAAAUAAUAAUGCGUAGUGUCUAUAAAACAAUACAUUUUAGCGUUUUUCUUGUUAUAAAUUAACAUUUAAUGAAUUGUAUAUAAAGCUUAGUUUUUAUCACUUACAGUAACAAUCACAAAAUGUCAUUUGUCGUUUUUUUCGUAAAAUUAAAUAAAAACACUGAAUUGUAGCCGGGGUUUCCAAGGCAGGAUCACAUUUGUAAUAUUUUUUAAGCUUAAUUAUCAAAUUUUUUUGUUAUAUCUUUGUGAGAUGUUCUGUAGAUCGUGGCUUUAAAAUGUUAUGAGGAAUGAUUAAACAAAUGUUUAUGUUGCCUUACAUUUUACCUUAAAAAAAUGAUAUGAAUGCAUCAUCAGUUUUGUCUUCGCUCAUCACUUGAAAGACAGUUUUGGUCACUUUAUCAGAAAGUUCUU